This is a messenger RNA of Angiostrongylus costaricensis, 696 nucleotides long. The record is from the annotation of a GenBank genome assembly. NCBI's taxonomy places the organism in Eukaryota, Metazoa, Nematoda, Chromadorea, Rhabditida, Metastrongylidae.
AUGUGCACCAACGUGUUUCCAGGACCUCCAGGUCGGCCGGGUUUACCAGGAGAGAGUGGUCAACCUGGAAAUGUAGGAUCACAGGGCGGUAUCGGCAAAACUUACGAGGCGCAACGUGGAGGAACGGGAUGUAUCACGUGUCCAGCAGGGCCUCCUGGACCACCUGGACCAGGUGGGCCUCAAGGGCCUGCUGGACCCCUUGGAAAUCCAGGAAUUCAGACAAUUAGCGGAGGAGGCGGGCCACCCGGACCUCCAGGACUGCCAGGAGCUCCAGGAUCAAGUGGAAAUCCAGGUCAACAGGGAAACAGUGGACAACCUGGACAGCCAGGUUCGCGCACUGUAAACCAACCAGGGCCAGCUGGACCACCUGGACCACCAGGCCCACCGGGCCAGCCUGGGCAGGUUGGUUAUGGCGGAGGAAAUGCCGGACUGCCUGGACCACCUGGUCCACCUGGAAAUGAUGGCGCUCCAGGAAGUCCAGGAAGUCCUGGUCAGCCAGGGGUUGGUGGAGUACCAGGGUCAGACGCAGCAUACUGCCCCUGCCCUCCACGUAUUGCUGGAGGUGGAGCUCCUGUUGAAGAACCAAGCAUUGGUGUUGUGGAACCUGGGGCAGCCAGUCGUUAUGAACCAAAAUCGGUUGGAGGCGGUGGUGUACCUUACUCUGGAAACAGCUAUGGGAAAAGAGCUAGUGUUUGA